CGACGGGAGAUGGUAAAAGAUCAAAGAUGCAACGAUUGUUGUUGAGGGAAGCAAAGAGCCAAGCUAAGAAGCAAGCAUUCAGCAUACCGGCAGACAAGAACAACCAAGAACAGAAGAAAGGCACCUUUUAGAGAGGAUAGCAGCCUAGCAAGGUACAUCAUCACAGAAUCUGAUAAUUACACCAAACACACAAAUCACACCAAACACGACAAUACCCAACCAUGGCCAGGUCGACACUGUCCACUCCCAUCGCCAUUUUGUCCAUUAUCGCGGGAGCGGGGGCCUUUGUGGUUACUCAGGCCGUGACCAAGGACACAUUUGAACCCAUCUUGGCAGCUUGCGGCAAUGCCAAAGACUAUGCUACCAUGGAAGAUUUUGUGGCACAAACGGGUUAUCACCGCUACGACAAACUGGCAGGCAUGGGGGUGCUGGAUGUCUUUGUCUGCAUGAUUACCCAAUUCUUUGUGUUUUUGGUGGAGCGCAGUCCGGCUGGAAUGCUCACGUGGGGAACGACAAUAAUCAGUGCCAUUCCAGCCAUGAUGUUGAUCUUGUUGGAGGCCGGACGGAGUGGCAAUCGAGCCCUCUUGUUGUGGCCCACCACGUUCAGUUUGAUUGCACAAUUUUUGGGCAUUUCAGUGGUAUUUCCCCUCCUUUGGGUACCGAGCUACUGUUUCUUUGCCAAUGAGAGUGGAGUUGUCAAUCUUUCCUUGGCACGGAGUCUGGUGUUCUGGUGUCUCCCUUUUACUCUGCUUUCCGUGGCGGCAUUUGUCUUGCCGGUGGAUUCAGACGAAUGGACGUUAGUAGCGGGGACAUUGGCAGGACCAUUGAUUUGUCUGACUGGAUUGAUUGCCUGGAUACUCGGACCUCCUGCAACUCCCACACAGAAAGAUGUCGCCGCUAGUGCGGAAGCCGCGGGCGUGUCCUUUGGUAUGGGUGGAAUCUUGGCACUACUGGGAUGGUUUUACAUGAUUUACACGGUCCUUAUAAACUACGGAAUGGAUUACGAAGCCCUCUGGAAGGACUUGUGGACCGAUGCGCACCCAUCGAUCCAAUUCAUGUCAAUUGAUGCGUCCGUGUUGUGGGUGGGGUUGGUAUUGCACAUUGCCUCCCGCAAGCUGAGCAGUGUGGCCGAAGUGCUGCUGUUGACACCCUUUUUUGGACCUGGGGCAGCCUGCUGUAUGGCUCUGGCAUCUCUGGAGAUGGACCGGGUCCCUCCCGUGAGCAAUAGUAGUAGUGAUGAAAUCAAGAAAGACAAGUAAAUAGAAUAUAUGAUAUUUUGGGCUCCGAUAAGUCGCGCUGUCUAGCAUGACUCCCGGAGCUACCGGUACCGGUACAGUAGAUUUGGUUGUGCCGAUUUAGGUUUUAAAAACCAACCAAAGGACUGAUAUGGAUGACCACAUUGAUGGUUUCGUAGGUUUCGUAGGUUGCUUACCAGGUAGCUUUGUGAUGAUGCAACCAGUGCACACCGGUACGGCAAUAGUCUAGCUACAGGUAGUUGUUGCACUUCAUGAACAUCUUUUUGACCAUGGACUCGAC
Seminavis robusta is the source of this 1536-nucleotide messenger RNA. The record is from the annotation of a GenBank genome assembly. NCBI's taxonomy places the organism in Eukaryota, Bacillariophyta, Bacillariophyceae, Naviculales, Naviculaceae.